AGUUGAAAAGUAAGAGAGAGAAAAAGAAUCAUUAAGAGAGAGAGAGAGAGAGAGAAAAAAAGGACACCAAAAAAGUAAAAUGAGAAACUCAAAAGAAAACCAGCUUUUUUUCCAACACAAAACAUUUCAAGUUCCUUUUUCCAACUCAUGUUCCGUUCCACUGUGAAUGCUUCAAACUUGAAACAACUCCUUCAUAUUAUUCACCAAACCCACUUGUGACUUGUCUCUAUCUCUGUGUUUUUAAGUACACCUUAGAUCCUCCUCUGUUGUUUGUAGAACCCACCCUGCUUUCAUGGUCAACACUUGAUGGGGUCCAUGAAGAUUUCUGGGUCGUCCUCGUUUACCUCAAAAAUUGAGUCUUUGCACUCGAUCACCUCUGUUUCAUAGGCUUUGUGGUUCGUCAAUCGUGUGCAAGAGCUAGGGAUUUUCCAUUGUCCCAACCUCAGCCUCAGAAGAUGGAAUCGGGUGUGCCCGACUCCGCGGGACCCAUGACCCACCGGGUUCAAUCUCUGUCUUCUGCAGAUGCUAGGGGAAAGCAUAGGAUACAUGCAGAACUGAAACGGUUGGAACAAGAAACAAGGUUCUUAGAGGAAGAGCUGGGACAACUUGAAAGGAUGGAGAAAGCAUCUACAUCGUGCAAAGAAAUGUUCAGUAAUGUGGAAACAAGACCUGAUCCGUUACUACCAUUGACAAUUGGUCCCUUAAAUCCUUUGUGGGAUCGAUGGUUUGAAGGCCCCCAAGAUUCCAAAGGCUGCAGAUGUUGGAUUCUCUGAUGAUCAAUGCUAAUUGCCACAGUUUUACAUUUUUUAAACCCCCUCCCCCCCUUUUCUUAAUCUCAGAUUGGCCUAGAAAAUUUUAGUUUUGAAACAAUAUUGUUAUUGGCAAAUUUUCAUGGAAUGAUUCCUUGUGUAGAUGAUAAUUACAGCAAAUAUGUAGUUUUUAUGUUUCA
This is a messenger RNA of Gastrolobium bilobum, 949 nucleotides long. RefSeq names its product guanine nucleotide-binding protein subunit gamma 2-like. The transcript is spliced from 4 exons. The coding region runs from base 456 to 773 and encodes 105 amino acids. NCBI's taxonomy places the organism in Eukaryota, Viridiplantae, Streptophyta, Magnoliopsida, Fabales, Fabaceae. The record is from RefSeq and is a predicted model, not a curated record. Gene Ontology annotation, biological process: G protein-coupled receptor signaling pathway.